CUCUCUAACUUUCUGUGUCUAGAAAGUGGCGCUAGGCAUCAGCCAACUUUUAGAGAGAGAAAGCCACCAGGAAGCUUCCUUUCGCUGCCUGCCUCAGGUUUCUCUAUUUUUACCGAUAUUUUUUUUUUUCAUUUUUAUUAUUAUUCUCGAAGGAGAAGCUAGAUCUUUCUUUUCUCUCUCUAAAAACAAUUCUAAUUCUCUUUUUCUCUCUCUAACAAAUAAAUUUCCAUUUUAAUUAAUUAAUUUAAUUGAAGAUGCGUCGUUCUGCAUCGAAGAAGACGGUUCAAUCGAAUUCUACCACUGCUUCAAUUACUUUUUCAGCUACGGAUCUUUUUCGCUCCGCCUCAAGUAAAGCAUCUUCAAAAGAGAUGGAGCGAAUCGAUAACCUAUUUUACUCAUACGCAAACAGGUCUUCUGGUAUUAUUGACCCAGAAGGAAUUGAAACUCUAUGUUCAGAUAUGGAGGUGGAUCAUACUGAUGUCAGAAUCUUGAUGCUAGCUUGGAAAAUGAGAGCUGAAAAACAGGGAUACUUUACCCUGGAGGAGUGGCGAAGGGGCCUCAAAUCACUGAGGGCUGAUACUGUAAAUAAAUUAAAAAAGGUGCUUCUGGAGCUAGAAAAGGAGGUUAAGAGGCCAACAAACUUUAUGGAUUUCUAUACCUAUGCAUUUCGAUAUUGCCUAACAGAGGAGAAACAAAAGAGUAUAGACAUAGAGAGCAUCUGCCAAUUGUUGGAUCUUGUUUUAGGAUCCCAUUUUCGAGCCCAGGUUGAUUAUUUCAUUGAGUAUCUAAAGAUUCAGAGUGAUUAUAAGGUCAUAAACAUGGAUCAAUGGAUGGGCUUUUACCGUUUCUGCAACGAGAUAAGUUUUCCAGACUUUAGUAAUUAUGAUCCGGAACUUGCAUGGCCCCUGAUCUUGGACAAUUUUGUAGAAUGGAUGCGAGCAAAAAGGACCUAAAAGUCGAUGCUUUUGGUUACUUGGGUUCCCUGCUGUAAACCAUUAUUAUUAUUUAAGUAGGUAGUGGUGAAAUCCCUUUUCUUUUCCCCACCAUUUGGGAAAUGUAUUGUUUUCAUUCCAUGCCACUUCUCUCUCUCUCUCCCUCUCUCCUUUUGCUCUUUCCCUCGCGUUGCUGUUUAGUAAAAUAUGUGAUUGGUCUGUUUGCAGGAUUAUUGAAACUACUCACAUUAGACUCCCCCAAGAGUUGUAACUUGUUAGUUCUCUGUAAUCCUGUUCUCCUCCAAACCAGCAACUUAUGCUCAAAUAUCUUAGAAAGUGAAGUUUGCGUGUU
Populus trichocarpa (black cottonwood) is the source of this 1284-nucleotide messenger RNA. RefSeq lists its product as uncharacterized. The record is from RefSeq and is a predicted model, not a curated record. Gene Ontology annotation, cellular component: ubiquitin ligase complex. Gene Ontology annotation, biological process: protein neddylation; positive regulation of ubiquitin-protein transferase activity. Lineage: Eukaryota; Viridiplantae; Streptophyta; Magnoliopsida; Malpighiales; Salicaceae. The transcript has 9 exons. Bases 255 to 953 code for a protein of 232 amino acids. Gene Ontology annotation, molecular function: ubiquitin conjugating enzyme binding; cullin family protein binding; ubiquitin-like protein binding.